AUGAUCCGAGACACUCUAGUCGCUGCUAUCUUCUUGUACUGUGAUGAAAUUGGAUGGACUAAACUCUGGUUCACUGCUGACAGUAUCAUCCUGAUCACAGGCGUAUUAGCUAACACGGCCCUGCUUUGGCUGUUCAUUAAAGAGAGGAAACAAGUGUCAGCCUCGCAGGUAAGAACAACACCUGUGACUCAAGAGGAACUACCCGGGCCUCUCUGCUGACAGAUUUAUGUCCUGUAUAACAUUUGACAUGUUAUCAUUCCUUAACUGCAUGUUUGCUCCUGUUUUUUUUCAGGUUCUAGGUGUGAAUAUUGUCCUGAUGGAUCUGAUCUACCUGUGUGUUAUGCCUCUCGGGUUGGUAAUGGAUGCCAAUCCUCAGAGAGAACAGAACGGAUCUAAUCGAGGUAAACGCAAUUGAAGAUUGAAAUUAAAGCUAUUGAACAAGGCAGUGGUGAUCCUACAUUAGGGCCUGUGUCCACUCACUCGGUUAUUGAAAAGUGACAUUGAGAGAAGGUGUUAUGAACGUUCAGCUGUUUUCAAGAAUAAAACAAUUGAUGCUCAGGGCAACGCUGAACAGUAUGAAAGAGGAUUAGGGCCACAUGAAGAGCAAAAAUGUAAUUACAGGAAGGAGAUUAAAGUCGAAAGUUUCGAUUAAAAAAUUGAAAUUAUGUCAAAGUCGAAAUUCAAGAUGAAAAAUUAAAAUUUUGAGAUUUAAGCCAAAAUUUGAGAUUACAAAAUGUCCUGAAUAAUGUCAAAAUUUUGACGUUAAAAAAAUUUAAUAUUUUGAGAUCAAAGUCGAAAAUUUUAGAUUAAAGUUUAAAUUUCAAGAUUAAAAAAAUCAAAAUUAUGUCAAGAAGGUCAAAAUUUUGAGAUAAAAAAUUGAAAUUUUGGGGUUAAAGUCAAAAUUUCAGGGUUAUAAAAUGUUGUGAAGAAUAUUGAAAUUUUGACAAUAAAAAAAAUAAAUUUUAUAUUUUUAUAUUUUAAAGUCGAAAUAUUGAGAUUUAAGUCGACAUGAAUAAAGUUGAUUUUUAACUUUUUUUUUCAACUGUAACGUCAAAAUUUUGACUUUAAUUUCAAAAUGAAAAUUAAAAAAUUUCCUUUCUGUAAUUAUUUUUUCUCUUCAAGUGGUGCCAGAACAAAAACAUAAAGCUAUUUGUGUAGACAGGCCCUUAGACUAUCAAUUCCUGUGUACAUAUUAUGAUUCAUCUUUUUCAUAACUCAAAGUUCUAGUUUAGUCAAAAAGGAAGUAACAACAAAGUUCUGAAGCCCUUCAUUAAAAAAAAGAAGAAAAAGUACAAAAUAUUUUACACUCAGGAGAUAUAACAGAGGAACAAGGUAAUGUUUAAAAGUUGUUGAAAACUUUGAUUCGACAAUUCAAGUAAAGACUGGACUUUUAGUCUUUAAAUUCUUUAUUUGACAACUACUAUCCACCUCUAUAUGUAGAGAUGAGUAUCAUCAGCAUAACAAUUGAUCGUGUUUGUUUAAGAGGUUAGGAUGAACUUAAAAAAGCAGUGGGCUGAAAUGUGAUCCCUGAGGAACACCAUAUUUAAAUAAUUACAUACUGAAUUAAAACUCUUCCUGGUGCUGUUUAAACAAAAUUACAAAAUGAGAAGUUUAUUUUUUAAGAGACCAAAUCAAGACGGUUUCCUGCGUAAAUUGUUAUUUGCAGAACUUUUUAAGCCUCAUCAGGAUCUUUCGUAAAUCUUGUCUUGUUGGGAUUUUAGUCAUUUUAGUUGGUUUCAAAGUCAUGUACCAACACUUCACCGUAAUCUCCUCUUUAUUAGAGUUCUCUGCAUCUGAAUGGGAAAAAUCCAACUCUACAGACACACUACAAGUGACAAGAAAUGUCUUCAGUAUGUUCAAUCUGAUUGGCUGCCCACUGCUGCUGUCCUGUAUGUGUAUCGAGCGCUACGUUGCCGUGCUUAAACCUGUGCUGUAUCUGAAAGUGAGGAAGCGGGAGUAUCGGAUGGCUAUCUCUGCAGUGGUGUGGGUGAUCACUUUGUCCUUCUGUAUCGCUACAGGUAAGAGUUUGGAAAAGAGUUAAGAAAUUUAACUUGAAUACUCCAGCAGUUCUGUUAUUACAAUGGAUUUCGGGUUGGUUUAAGAAAAGUGGUAUUUUCAUUCUCGUCUUUACAGCGACAAUGGAAGAAAAGAUUUACAUGAUGUUGCCAGUCUCCCUCACCAUCUCCUGCCUCUUCAUCCUGAUGCUCGCUUGCCUUUGUGGCGUGAUCUGGUCGCUGCUGCAGCAAAGCCCCGCCCACACCUGCUCUGAGUCGCCCCAAAAGAAACGGGCGGUGCAUAACGUUCUGGUUGUGGUGGUUCCAGCAGUCGUAUCGUACCUCCCUGUCCUAGCGAUGGUUCCCUUGGUCAUAUACAUACAAUAUAAUAACAAGCUUUUGGGUUUGGACCUGUGUUACGUCGUCAAACUCACGGCGUUGUUUCCCAGGUUGGGUGUUUUUAUAGGUCCGCUGUUCUUUCUCUCCAAAGCAAGACAGUUAUGCUGCAUUGAUAGCUUUAUCUCUAAACACUAA
This is a messenger RNA of Xyrichtys novacula (pearly razorfish), 2528 nucleotides long. Lineage: Eukaryota; Metazoa; Chordata; Actinopteri; Labriformes; Labridae. The record is from the annotation of a GenBank genome assembly.